CCUCACGAGGCUCCGCCUCUCCCGCGGGGCGGUGUCGGCGCUGCAGUGAAGCAUCCUAAACAGCAUCAGAACCAGGACCAGACUGCAGAACUCAGCAGACCCGGAACCAAACCGAGCCGCGGAGCAGCAGGACAGCAGGUUUUGGGUCAGGAUGUUCGCUGGCGUGUCAGAACGGAUCCAGAAAGACCGGGACCGAGCCGGAGGUCUGGGGUCUGUCCAGCAGGCGGUCCAGUACCUGAAACAGAACUUCCAGGRCCUGAAGGAGGAGUGUCUGCUGAACAGAACCCUGUUCCAGGACCCAGUGUUCCCAGCAGAACCAGCCUCGCUGGGCUUCAAAGAACUCGGAUCAAACAGCUCCAAGACCAGAGGGGUGCAGUGGAAAAGACCCACGGAGACUGCUGGCUGCUGGCUGCUAUCGGCUCUCUGACUCUGAACGAACGGCUGCUGCAUCGAGUGGUACCUCACGGCCAGAGCUUCAACAACCAAUAUGCUGGCAUUUUUCACUUCCAGUUCUGGCAGUUCGGGGAGUGGGUGGACGUGGUGAUCGAUGACCGGCUGCCGGUCAAAGACGGGGAGYUGCUSUUUGUUCAUUCUGCAGAGGGAAGUGAGUUCUGGAGUGCCCUGCUGGAGAAGGCUUAUGCCAAGCUGAAUGGAUCCUAUGAGGCACUGUCCGGCGGCAGCACCAYUGAAGGCUUUGAGGAUUUCACAGGUGGUGUGUCAGAGAUGUACGAGCUGAAGAAGGCUCCCAGAGAUCUUCAUCGGAUCAUCAGCAAAGCUCUGGAAAGAGGAUCCCUGCUGGGCUGCUCCAUCGACAUCACCAACGCCUUCGACAUGGAAGCUGUCACCUUCAAGAAGCUGGUGAAAGGUCACGCCUACUCCGUGACAGGACUCAGAGACGUGGAGUACCGGGGCCAGCAGGAGCGUCUGAUCCGGAUCAGGAAUCCCUGGGGUCAGGUGGAGUGGACUGGAGCCUGGAGCGACAGCUCCUCUGAGUGGAACCAUGUGGACUCUGCAGAGAAGGACGAGUUGCUGUGUAAGAUGGAGGACGGCGAGUUCUGGAUGUCGUUUCAGGAGUUUCUGCGUCAGUUUUCACGUCUGGAGAUCUGCAAUCUGACUCCAGAUGCUCUGAGUCAGGACACCACCAGAUUCUGGACCACCAUGACGUUUGAGGGCAGCUGGAGGAAAGGAAGCACYGCCGGGGGCUGCAGGAACCACCCAAACACCUUCUGGAUCAACCCUCAGUAUAAGAUCUCUCUGCUGGAGGAAGACGACGACCCAGAAGAUGAAGAGGCCGCCUGCAGCUUCCUGGUGGCUCUGAUGCAGAAGGACCGCCGGUGGUACCGCCGUCAGGGACAGGACAUGCACACCAUUGGCUUUGCCAUCUAUGAGAUUCCUGAGGAGGUUAGAGGUUCCCCUAGAGUCCACAUGAAGAAGGAGUUCUUCCUGCGUCAGUCCUCCUGUGCUCGUUCUGACACCUUCAUCAACCUGAGGGAGGUGAGCGCCAGGCUCCGCCUCCCACCUGGCGAAUACCUGAUUGUCCCGUCCACAUUUGAACCCUCGAAGGAGGCGGACUUUGUCCUGAGGGUGUUCACAGAGAAACAGUGUGAGACCAGGGACAUGGAUGACACGGUGGAUGCCGACAUGGAGGACGAGGAGGACAUCUCGGAGAGGGACAUCGACAAUGCCUUCAGAUCCAUGUUCGCCCAGCUGUCUGGAGACGACAUGGAGAUCUCAGUUGGAGAACUCAGAACUGUACUCAACAGAGUUGUAUCCAAACAUGGAGAUUUGAAGACAGAUGGAUUCAGCAUGGAGUCCUGCAGGGCCAUGGUUAGCCUUUUGGAUAAAGACGGCAGUGCUCGGCUCGGUCUGCUGGAGUUUCAGACCCUUUGGAACAAGAUCAGGAAGUGGCUGGGAAUCUUUAGAGAGUUUGACCUGGAUAAGUCUGGCUGCAUGAACUCCUAUGAAAUGCGACUGGCCCUGGAGAACGGUGGAUUCAGGCUGAACAACAAGCUCUACCAGAUGCUGAUUGCUCGAUACGCCGACAACGAGAUUAUCGACUUCGACAAUUUCACCUGCUGCGUCAUCAAGCUGGAGGUCAUGUUCAGGACCUUCCAAGGGCUGGACAAAGACAGGACAGGAAUCAUUUCAGUAAACUUCCUGGAG
Molecule: messenger RNA, 2163 nt
Organism: Austrofundulus limnaeus
Lineage: Eukaryota; Metazoa; Chordata; Actinopteri; Cyprinodontiformes; Rivulidae
Product: calpain-1 catalytic subunit
Biological process (GO): proteolysis
Cellular component (GO): cytoplasm
Molecular function (GO): calcium ion binding; calcium-dependent cysteine-type endopeptidase activity
Source: RefSeq, a predicted model, not a curated record